AUGUUUCGCAAACCCAAGGUGAAGGGAACGACUCGAAAGCGAACGGAUGGUUGGGAUGAUAAUCAAGAUCAGGGGAACGAUGGAGAAGCCACUGCUCCAAAGAAGGACCCAGUUGUCGGAAAACCUGCUGUCGAAGAUGUAGAAACGCCGGUACCCAAACCACCAGCUCUUCUUAGUUUUGACAACGAUGAAGCUGAAAUACCUGAUUCUCGAGCUGUUUAUGAGGCAAAGAAAAGAGAAGGACGAGAUGGUAUGAUCCCCUUGGACGACGAUCAAAAGCUGGUCGAAAAAGGUGUGCGGGCAAGAUUAAUUCGUGAGGAUGAAAACGAUGAUUCUGAUGAGGAGACACCUAAGUUCUAUUCGAAGAAAGAUGUGCUUCGCGAUGAAGAGCAGCGACGUAGAGAAGAGCAGGGGCACUUUCUUGAGCAAGAACAAGGAGACGAAAGAGACGCCGAUGAAGAGGCUGAUGAAUGGGAGAAGCAGCAAAUUCUCAAAGCUGUCAGCCGUCAUACGAUACCGGAAGCGACUGACAUGGAAAUAGACAUGGAUGACUUAGUGGAGAAUUUCAAAGGUAAAAAUAUAGUAGAAGACGACAGGGACAUCUGCCUUACUAGCAAACAAAUAUACCAUGUAUCAGGAAUUACGGAUUACUGCCGCAGCCUUCUGAAUUGUCUCAAUGAAAAGGUCGCUGAAAUUAAUGAGUUGAGCGAUAAGCGUCAAGCUUUGGCUAAAUCUCGAUCUGAGCGAUUAGCACGACGUAGAAGGCGGGACAUGAGAGAUGCUUACAAUGACUGCGUAACUGCCGCCUCAGGAAAGAAUCCUUCGCUGACCAGAACUCCAGAAGUAAUGCUUCGUGUUGCUGAAAGGGACGCGAGAAGAGCCAGGAGACGCCGCGAACGAGAAGGGACGCUUGCAGGCGUUUCCCAUGAAGAGGGCCUUAGCAGCGACGACGAUGAGCCGACCAGCCAACAGCUUGCGGAUCAACAAGCAGCAGCUGAAAUUGACACCGCUCUCAAUAUGGUGUUCGUUGAUGCAUUGGACGACUAUUCACAUCUCCGAAAAGUGCUGGACAGGAUGAUUGACUGGUUUGCAGUGGAUGCAACUACAUUCCAAGACGCAUACAUUGUAUUAUGCAUUCCGAAGUUAGCAUCUCCUUACGUGAGAAUUCAGCUCAUCACUGCUGACAUUUUGAAUCGUGACGAUUUUAUUUUGUCUGCAAUGCCGUGGUACACAGAUUGCAUCAGAGCCAUACAGGAGAACGGCGAUGUUGAUCCGAAGCACGAGGUUCUUACUGGAAUAAUUCCGUCAAUAAUUGAAAAGGUUGUUCUUCCUUUUCUAACAGAUGUAGUUAACGUUGAAUGGGAACCGAUGUCUCUGAAGCAGUCUAAACGACUUGGUGCAGUUCUGAGUGGAUUAUCUGAUUACCCGAAGAUGAAUGUCGAUGAGAGCAAGUCGUUUGCUAUUCUGGCAAGUGCAGUAAAGGCAAAAAUCACGUCUGCCAUUGACGACGAUCUAUUUGUACCGAUUUAUUCAAAACAGUCCAUAAAAAAUCCAGCAACAGGAUGUGCAGCAUUUUUGGACAGGCAGUAUUGGGCUGCUAUUAAGGUAUGUUUUCCCUUCUAUGCAUUUUUGCCAAGUCAAU
Molecule: messenger RNA, 1642 nt
Organism: Ostertagia ostertagi
Lineage: Eukaryota; Metazoa; Nematoda; Chromadorea; Rhabditida; Trichostrongylidae
Source: the annotation of a GenBank genome assembly